This is a messenger RNA of Cylas formicarius (sweet potato weevil), 3511 nucleotides long. It is a transcript of the gene Nup133, whose product is annotated as nuclear pore complex protein Nup133. Bases 114 to 3485 code for a protein of 1123 amino acids. Gene Ontology annotation, biological process: poly(A)+ mRNA export from nucleus; transcription-dependent tethering of RNA polymerase II gene DNA at nuclear periphery; protein import into nucleus. Gene Ontology annotation, cellular component: nuclear pore outer ring. The record is from RefSeq and is a predicted model, not a curated record. Lineage: Eukaryota; Metazoa; Arthropoda; Insecta; Coleoptera; Brentidae. The transcript has 17 exons. Gene Ontology annotation, molecular function: structural constituent of nuclear pore; protein binding.
CGGUGUCAUAUCGGUUAGCCCUUUUCAAAUUUUAUAACCAAUUUACACAGCGAUUUGUGGUAAAAUUUCCACCCGUUGCAUAUUAGCCUUAAAAAUAAUUUUGAUUUUUAAAAAUGAAUGAUUCAUUUAGAAGUUUAUUGCCACCACGUUCCGGUUCUUCACUAGGAUCCCUGUCCUCUGUUAAAAAGCAAAGUCUGUUGAAUCCCAAAGGUUCAGUUCGAAUUAUAUUGAAAUCUGCACACAAUUUUGUUCAACGUUUCGGUUUACCGGUUCCUGUAAGAGUUGAAGAAGCAUUUGCAUUUUCUGAAAGAAACUCCGUUAUAACUGCACGGUUAGAAGGUUCAUAUGCUUGGGUGGUGUGCAGUAGAAAGCUAUAUAUUUGGCAAUUUAGCCAUAAUGUUAACAGAAGCAAUCCAUCAUCAAAACAAAAACUAUUUCCACGGUGUUAUGAAUUGCAGUUGCCUCAGAGUGAUUUGGCCCAUAGAGCUGAACUAGUGACAAUAUUUGAAAAUAAAGAUUCAUUUUGCUGCAUCGCAGUUUCACCUGAAGGAAUGAUACGUUACUGGCCCGAUAUUUCUCAAGAACAUGUGUCUGUGGACCAACAUGUUGAACUGCAAGGUCAAGAAUGUGAUAGCUUAAUAAAUGUGCAGGGUUUGGGUUGUAUUAUUGUUACAACUACAUGCACAGUUGUUUUGGCCAAAGUAAAACCGGGAAAUUAUGGACCAGAUAUUGUAUGUGACACGUUAAGAACACAACUUAGUUGGCUUGGGGGGGUAAGCAGGAGAGUCUCUUCAAUAUUUUUUGGUCCAAUGGCAACUUAUCAAGGUACAGAAACGCGGAUAAUAAGACUUCUAGCCAUUCCAAAUGCUCCAAAACUUUGCACAGUUUAUGUUCUGGCUGGGAGUACUUUGCAAAAGUGGAUUUUAUCAGAACAUAAUGAAGAAAAUCUUGUAUUGUCUAGUGACAUAGGGCCGAUUGUUCGAGAUGGCUAUCGUUCACAAAUUUCUCACUGGGAUUCAUGUGAUCCAGCAGAUAUCGAUGUUUGGAUACUUGAUAUACAGGAAGAUGCUGACAGCAUACUUUUGCUCACGGCCAGUGUCAACUUACACUUUUCACCACAGGUGUAUUACGUUUUGAUUUCUGUGCCAAUAACAUCAACUAGUAUACAAAUUAGAAAUUUUAUAUUGCUUGAAUUAUCCAAUCUUUACAACGAAGAAAAUCCAACAGAAAUUUUAUCAUAUAAAUUUAUUUUAUGCGGAAAUACGGUUUAUUUAUAUAACUCUAAAAGUAUAUCUGUUAUAAAAAUGCAAGAACCAGCGGAUACUUUAGAAUUCCACCACUCCCAAGAUCAAAUCUAUGGCGCUACAGUGUGUGAUGAUAUUCCGGUAUUCCUUUCUAAACAGCACGGUCUUAUUACUGUUUCCAAAAUAGAAAAUAACAUGAAUCUCUCAUUUGCCACAUCUGCUUCGAAUUUGGACUCAUCCUCCUCCUGCGAAACCUGUCUCACGUCGCCAAGUAAUCUUUCCGUUUACCAAAUGAAUGCCGAUGAAAUAUGUAGCGCUCAUAAAGACACUGCUAGUCAACUGAAAGCGGCAUUUAUAUUUCACGUUAAAAGCCAGCUGACUGAAUGCCUAGAGAUUGUCAAUAGUCUAUUUGCCAGCGACAUGGCUACCUUAGCAGGGAUAGAUGCUCCGUUGGACUUAGUGGUACUGCAAAUGAGCAAAGAGAUGUUGGAUGACACACCAGCAGCGGAUCCACGCUGGAACAAUAGGGAUGAAAGUUGCCCGGCUCAGGGUUUGGGAAGUUCCCACUCCAUGCAGGUGCUGCAUCAAAUUCGUGAUAAGCAGAAGGCCUACAAUUUGUUUAUGAAGUUUCUUCGGGAAGCGGGCUUGUGGGACAGGUUUGGAGCAGUGAUCAUUAGGGAUAUGCCUGUGACAACAGUUCAUGCUUUAGCUGAAUAUUCGGAAAAAAUCAUGGCUGCAGAGGUACUGAAACUUAAAAGCGCUAGUGAGUUAUUGGAGAAAGCUCUACAAAGAGUGGUUAAAAACUUUGCAGGAAGAUCCAAUAAAUUACUAACAACGCAGGAUAUUUUCUUUAGGGAAAUCAGUCGAGUUAACGAAGUUAUUCUAUGUUUAUCGAAAGUAUGCAAGGAUAUUUGUCACUCUGCAAUGAGCCCAGCUGAUGUUGCUGAAAUUAUACACGAGGCUAACGAAAUUAUUACGUCGGUAUUUCAAGAAAUUCUGCAGUACAGGCAACAAAAUGCUGAGUUAUUUAUAGUCAAUCAACUAGCUAGUGAUAUGCAAUUGCAGUAUUUACCGUGGACAGCAGCCGAAGGUCCUGAGGGCUUAAUGGACGCUCUCAUGUUACAGUAUUCGCUAACCGUAAAUUAUGGCGUAAAAGUCGCAAGAAAACAGUUGAAGAAUAAAUUAUUAAAAGAUUUGGUGACUAUAACGGAUUUAAUUUUGGAUGGUAAAAAUUCGCAUUUGGAGAGUUUAAACGACCGGAACGCGCAAGCAGUGCUUCGCAAACAAUUCACUAAUUGUCGUACUAAGCUGAUCAAACCAUUUGUUGAAGAACAAGCUUGGGAACAAGCGGCAAUGUUGGCAGAGAAAUAUUUAGAUUAUGAAAUGUUGGUAGCAAUAUGCGAAUUAACUAAUAACGAAGAAAGAUUAGAAGAAUACAAACGACGUUUUGUUGAUAGCGAUUUUAUGGAACAUAUGCUUAACUGGUAUCUCAAAGAAGGAAAACAUGAGAAAAUCCUCAAUAAGAAUCCCACUCAUGGUGAUGCAGCUGUAGAAUAUGAGUUACGUCGGUUCUUGGACGAACAUCCAUCCUUACUUUGGGUACAGCAAAUCUAUGACAAAGAUUUUUCUGCAGCAGCAGAAACCCUUCAGUGUUUGAGUCAACGCGUAUCCCAGUCACUGAAGCGCAAAAAGACUGUUUUGUCCUUAUGCAAGCUGGCCAAACUCGCAGCCCCUGAAGACGACAACGAUUUUAUUUCUGAAAUCGAUGACCAGCUGGAACUGGUCUCGUUGCAGGAAUAUAUACCGGACUAUGUAUUGCAGAAAUAUGGCUAUGACCCUAUGAAUCCAAUCGUAAUUGCACCUCGUGAAAUGAUAGCCCUUUAUACUUGUAUAGAGUAUUCAGAUUCCAAUGAACUUGACUACAAAAGGGCUCUUAGCAUUAUCAAAUUUCUCGAAACUGAAGAAGAAAAAUCGGAAGCCAGCUUGAAGAUUUGGCGGGCAGCGUUGUUGCGUGAUUUCUGGAAUACUCCAACUUUAGAUUCACCAUUGCAAUAUAUUCAAAACACCAUAUUUUUUAAGUUGGCCAAUUUAUGUGCAAACUUGGGGGAUAAUCCACAUAAUGUUCUUCCGCCCAUAGAAGUAUUAGUGGACGAUCCAGCACUAGCACAACUGAAUAGUAAUAAAAAUUUCCAAUUUUUGUUGAAAGCCGGUUAUGAUUAUUUCUAUCGUACCCAUCUGUAAUACUUCUUAAAUUAUUUCUAAUACAU